AUGGCGCCAGUAUCGAACCAGGUGUCCACGACCGGCGAGAGGGUCGCUACGGACCCGACCCUCCAUGCCAUUGCGAAGGUGGUGGGCCACACGCUUGCUCAAGGGUGUGUACUGCCUGGGGUAUACGGAGAGGGUUACGUUGUCUUGCCCAAGUCGUCGAAUCCGGGUCGUAUUGAGAGAAAUUUCCAGGAGAUUUAA
This is a messenger RNA of Paracoccidioides lutzii Pb01, 198 nucleotides long. RefSeq lists its product as hypothetical. The coding region runs from base 1 to 198 and encodes 65 amino acids. The transcript has 2 exons. The record is from RefSeq and is a predicted model, not a curated record.